CCCUUCUCACCCACGCCAAGCCAGAUACGGCAGACAGCACCCAAGGCACCAUGGGAGAUGUAGUUCCCGCUCUUUGCUAAUCCUAAGGGGAUUUAAAUUCCCCUCCCCCCCCCUUCCUCCUUCUAGCGGCGCGCGCGUUACAGUUGCUUGGACCCUAUCCUUACCCGCAGCUGCGUGUGAGCGCGGGGCGGGUAGGGUUUUGCCUUCGGCUGGGGAAGCGGCGAGAUGGCUACGCUCGCUGCGGGAAAGCUGCGCAAACCAUGCAGGAUGAUUUACUGAUGGACAAAAGCAAAGCCCAGCAGCAGCAGCAGCAGCGGCAGCAAGAUCCAAACGCAGCAGAAGCCCCUUCUACGCCCAUCACGUCAGAGACUCCCAAACCGGAGGAUAGCAGCCAAGUGACUAGCAUCGGUCCAGCACCUUCUGCCCAAAAUAGCAAGGAAAAGAUGCAGAUGGAGUCCCCCAUCCUGCCAGGCUUAAGUUUUCACCAGCCUCAGCAGGAACCUACAGCCGGCACUUCCUUAUCUCCCUCCUUUGGAAGCACCUGGUCUACUGGGACCACAAACACAGUGGAUGAUAGCUUUUUUCAAGGGAUUUCCCCUGUCAAUGGGACAAUGCUUUUCCAGAAUUUCCCUCACCAUGUAAAUCCUGUUUUUGGUGGCACUUUCUCCCCCCAGAUUGGCCUAGCUCAGACUCAGCACCACCAACAGCAAGCCCAGCAGCAGCAAAGGAGAUCGCCAGUCAGCCCUAAUCAGGCAUCUUUUGCCCAGAGAAAUGCUGCUUACAGCCAUCAGCCCAUCAUGACCAGCAAACCUUCCUCCUCCUCAGCCUCCACCUCUUCCCCUUCCAGCUGGAAUAACCACCAAAAUGCGGCCUGGAGUACACCUUCCAAUCCUUGGGGUGGGCUGCAAGCUGGCAGGGACCCUCGAAGGGCAGUGGGUGUGGGUGUUGGUGUAGGAGUGGGAGUUGGCGUACCAUCCCCACUUAAUCCCAUUUCACCUCUUAAGAAGCCCUUCUCUAGCAAUGUCAUUGCCCCACCAAAGUUUCCACGGGCUGCUCCCCUAACCCCUAAAUCCUGGAUGGAAGACAACGCCUUCAGGACGGACAAUGGUAACAAUCUGUUGCCUUUUCAGAUUCUGCAUCAGUGGAGUGAGUUGUGGCAAGAAGACAGAAGUAAAGCACAUCCUGUGGAGGAACAACUUUCUGCACAGACCUGGUGUUUGGUUGCUGUCCAGCUUCUCUGUUAUAUGCAGGACCGGAAUCGGCCCUAUGAUACUUUUAACUUGCACUCUUUGGAAAAUUCAUUAAUGGAUAUAAGGACUGAUCAUGAGCCUCUUAAAGGUAAACACUACCCUCCCAGUGGCCCACCAAUGAGUUUCGCUGAUAUAAUGUGGAAGAAUCAUUUUACAGGUCGUAUGGGUAUCAAUUUUCAUCAUCCAGGAAUAGAUAACAUUAUGGCUCUCAACAGCCGGUCUUCACUCUUUCCUUUUGAAGAUGUCUUCUUAGAUGACAGUCAUGGUGACCAGUCUUUAUCAUCGGGUCUCAGCUCUCCAACCCGCUGUCAAAAUGGUGAAAGAGUGGAACGCUAUUCUAGAAAGGUGUUUGUUGGAGGUCUGCCUCCUGACAUUGAUGAAGAUGAAAUCACUGCCAGCUUUCGUAGGUUUGGACCUCUUGUUGUAGACUGGCCUCACAAAGCUGAAAGCAAGUCAUAUUUUCCACCCAAAGGUUAUGCCUUUCUGCUUUUCCAGGAAGAAAGCUCUGUGCAAGCUCUGAUAGAUGCCUGUUUGGAAGAGGAUGGGAAACUUUAUCUGUGUGUAUCAAGUCCCACUAUCAAGGACAAACCAGUUCAAAUUCGACCUUGGAACUUAAGUGAUAGUGACUUUGUAAUGGAUGGCUCUCAACCUUUAGACCCCAGAAAAACUAUUUUUGUUGGAGGUGUCCCACGACCCCUCCGAGCUGUUGAGCUAGCAAUGAUUAUGGAUCGUUUGUAUGGAGGAGUCUGCUAUGCUGGAAUUGAUACAGACCCAGAGCUGAAAUACCCAAAAGGUGCUGGUAGAGUGGCUUUCUCCAAUCAGCAGAGCUAUAUCGCUGCUAUUAGUGCACGCUUUGUCCAGCUCCAACAUAAUGACAUUGACAAACGGGUGGAAGUGAAGCCAUAUGUGCUUGAUGAUCAGAUGUGUGAUGAAUGCCAGGGCACUCGCUGUGGUGGAAAAUUUGCUCCAUUUUUCUGUGCCAAUGUUACCUGCUUGCAGUAUUACUGCGAAUACUGUUGGGCCAGCAUUCACUCUCGUGCUGGACGAGAGUUCCACAAACCACUCGUGAAGGAAGGAGGAGAUCGGCCACGCCAUGUUCCGUUUCGUUGGAGCUGAAGCCUGGGCCUAAAUCCAGCAGCAAGUACUGGAACUGAAGGGAGAAGAGAGUGCUGCCUCAGGGCUUUAGUGUUCUGGAAAUCUGUGCAUUCAUCCUUGACUUUAAUGAAGAGAUGGGUCUUUUUAUUACGAUUACUAUUAUUAUGAUUAUUAUUAUUUACAGUCACAUUACUGAACUCUGUGUCCAGUAUAAUACAAGCCUAGCAGAGUGUAACUGUACUGAUUUUGCACUUUGAUUCACACAAACAUCUGCUUGGUACCUUAAUUUCUUACACAAAACUUGUUACAUUUGACAAUUAGACUGCCAUUCUCAUCAGCCUUCACUGCGUUGGUGUGUAUGUGAUGAAGACUUUUAAAAUUAUAAUUAAUUUUUGUUUUAAAACUGGAGCAUGCACUUAUUUUCAGAAACUUAGACUUGCCCCUAGCAGAUGACUUACCAAAGGUAACACUCACAAGUGGGUAGAUGGCAGAUGUAGCAAAAACUUAAAAUGGAUAUUCAGCAAUCAUUAGUUGGGUCAUUUAGAAUAGGAAUAACCCUUAAAAGCCUUUAGUUGCUCUCCAUUUUUACUGGUAAGGACGAUACCUCAUAAGCUGGAUCACAUUUUCUUCACCCCACCUCUUUUUUUUUUUGCUGAGGGUUUCCUAUUUGGUUAGGCCUUGUAGUGUUAUGUAAAUGUAUGCUGCAAUAGCUUUUGCUGCUAUUAAGAUGGUAUUACUAAUACCACAAUACUCUACUCAAGGUAGGGUAUCUAUCACCUGAAAAUAUGAUUAUGUGAUUUAAAACCGUGAUGGCUGCUGAAAGGAGAUCUGUAUAACAUUCAGAAAGCUUCCAAGGAAGGUCAAUAGUUUUGACUGCAUGUUUACUUAAAUCAGGUUGCUGCAUGCAAUAAUUUUUUUUAUAUAUGUCUAAUAUAAAAAUCUGCCCACAAUGCACCAAUUAAGAAUCUAUAUAGACUACAAAGUACUUGUAAUUUAAAAAAUCACACACAAACAGACGCACCACAUACAAAUUACUGACUGGAGGAAGGCAUGCCUCAGUAAAUGUAAAUGCUUCUGAAAUUAGGAUCAGCCCAUUGCAGUAUGGCCUAUAUUACAACAAAUAUUUUUUAAGAAACUAGAUGUAAAAUAUCCUUACAACAAAUUUCUGAAUGAUAGAUGAAGUACUUUGCGGUGCUCUGUUAUAUAUUGUGCAAUUUAUUUUAUAUAGUAAAAGUGAUUAUGUCUAGUCUGUGAUCGAACUUUAACUGUUUAAGCCUCUAAUAUUUAACAUUCACACACUUUUGAAAGUUCAACAGAUACAAAUACAUAUGCACAGUCACAAAAUUUUGAGCUCUUAAUUCCAAUCUCGUGAAUGCUUGCACCAUUUAUGCAGCUGCAGCCCUUGCCCAGAAAACCAAAGAGCUCAUAACAGCAAUGUACACUACCAACUUAACUAGUAGGUUGAUAAACUAGGCACAUUUUAUGGAAGAUGGGGAAAAGGUGGUGCUAAAGAAAUGUCUGCAUACAAACGUUAACUUGCAAGUUGUCUACUCUCUGGGUGUGACACUUAAUUUCUUGAACCCUGGAUGUAUCCUGUGAAGCUUGAAUAUAUUUGAGAUCUACUUUAUAGUGGUGGACAUUUUUUUAGCAUUUAUUAUGGGGCUGCAAGACAAACACAAACACACACUAGUGUGCUAACUAUGAGAAUGUGUACACUAUUCCUCUGGGUUAUUUGUUGGUUCCCCUCUCCACACCCCCACCCCUGUUCUUGGAGUCCUGGGGACAAUCUGACUGGAUAUGUACCGCAUAGUAGAUUUAAAUGUUCGGGGGUUUGUGUGUAGUGAUGGCCUUGUUAAUGUCUAACUUUGUACAUUUUUCUUUUACUGUUUAGUUGCAGUUACUGGUUCUGAAAGAAACUUUAUGUUUUUUACUGGUUAAAAGAAGUCAUUCUUCGUAUUCCUUCACAGUUUCUUCUGGGCAUAUUUGUGAUAUUGCUUUAUCCAGCCCAGGGUUUUCUUUUCUUUUCUUUCAUCUAUACAAGAUUUGUUAUGCACUACUUUUUGUAUCUAGACAGUUUUCAAUAGUUGGCAGAUUAUUCUUUUGUAAAAGAAAAAGGCAUGCUUUCUGACUGACAUGAUCUUUUGCAAUACCUCAAUUUUGAAAUAUAGGAAAGAAAAUAUUUUCUAAGUAAGUUUAUUCAGAAAAAUAUAUAUUAAUUUAAUUCUGCGAGAAAAUGAUUUAACAGAUGGGUAACUUUAUUUUUUUCAUGCUUAUUUGCGUUUUUGAAAAUGAAGAAGUUAGAGCUUUAUAACUGUAAUAUUGAAGAUCAUAGCUAACCUACAGAAGUCUACCUAAUUAUGUGAAACAAUAAUAUACAUUUUUGAAGAAAUUUUCUUCUUUCAUGUACAAACAUACCCUGGAAAGAAAGGAGGAAAAGAGCAAGAAAAAGAUGCUGGAAGUUAUAUAAGUAGUAAUUUAAAAAAUACAGCAAUGAAAGGUGUAAGACAAACUGCAUUUGGUGCUGGAAGUUUUGAAUAGAAGGUGAAGAAUAUUUUCCCUUAAUUUGUAUAUUUAUAAUCAAGCGAUUAUGCACGACUGACCAGAAUUGUGAGAGUUCUUCUGUUUGUAUUUUUUUAAAGAUACUUUUUUAGUUUAUUAAAUUAUAACAUGGUCCCUUUUUGUUUUGUAAAUGAAUGUGCCCCUAAGUUGUUAAUAUGUUAUUAUGAGAGGGUCCUUCAAGAAAAGAAGUUAUUUUUUAAAAUAAGGUGUUCUGUACUGCAACUUGACUAAGAAGCCCCUGGGUACAACAGGUCCUCUUGCGGCCUUCUCUUGAUGCGAGACUUGAACUAGUCGUUUUUUGAAGGCAACUUAACCUCGACUAUUUGUUGUUAUGUGCAAUACUGUUUGUACUGUUUGUAUAAAAAAAGAAAAAAGAAAAGAAAAAAGGCAUAAAUCUUUAUUGCAGAUUUAUUUUCAUUGCAAACUUUAGACAUUGUGAUUCACUAAGAUCAUUUUUCUACUGUCAGAUAUGUACCUUUUCUUCAUGCUGGUAUUUUUUCAAUAGUAAUGUAGCCUUUGUACUGAGACAAAUUUUCAUUGUUAUUUUUAGAAAGAUUUUUUGCUAAGAGAAAUUUAAACAUUGACAUAUUUUUCAUUUUUAUUUCAAAUUUUCUUUAAGGAGUGCUUUCUCAACCAUUAAUAUAGUUGUUUCUGGGAGAGACUUUCAUAUCUGGUCAAUGUCAUUAAUAUUAUUUUGUAUUUUUACUUGGAAUAAAUUAAUUUUUUGAUGCUAAUUCUUUAAAAGUUUAUUUUUUUCAUUUUCAGUUAUUUUUGAAGCUAAAAAACCUUUGUAAUAUUGUUACUAAAAGUGUCUAGUUUUUUGAAAUGCAAAGCUUUAUGUAUUAACUUGCUGAUGUGGUUUACAAUGGUGUGAAAAUGGUUGGAUAUGUAAAAAUAUUGAAAAACUGUAAUGAAUAAUUGGGCAAUAAAAUUACAGAAUGAAGCAGGAAAAUGAUGUGAUAUUUUUGAGAAGCCUUUUUCCUUUAUCAGAAUGAUUUAGGAAGAUAAUAGGGAUGUCACAGUACCAGUUCGCUGUCUAGAUUUAUACAACACCAAUGCUGAUAAGCACUAUUGCUGUUGUAAUUAACUCCAAUUUACAGAAAUAACAGGGUUACAGCCAUGGCUGUUCAACGUAACACUAAUUUGCUCCUUCCCCCCAUUAGCAUAGGCACAUUCAGCACUACUGCUGCAUAAUAGGGCACAAAUGCUGAAAAUAAAUAAACGGAUGCUUGUGUAGCAACCGUUAAUACUUUAUAUCUGAGCACUUUUUUCAAGCUUCUUGUAUAUUUCUCCCAUCAUGUUAGCCCUUUUUUAAUCAUAGGUGCAACAUCUGUUGCUGCUAUCAAAACACUGCUUCACUUUAUGUAGUUCAUCUCCACUUUUGCCUAUCUAAUCCUUACCUUUUUGCUGCUAUCCUGGCAGAAUUUUUGUGCUGAAGCUAGAGAUACUAUUAUCCACCCCUUAUGAUCCUGCAGACCAAGAUGGUGUUACAUAAACACAACAUACAAUGGCCUUCCCUAGACGUGUCAGUUGUCAGUUUUGAUCUAUUCUUAUGCUGGCUUCUAGUUAAGGGAGGCAAUUUAUUGAUCUCUUAUAGAAAUGUCUAGAGUUGGCCCAUUGUGGCCUUUUUGUAAGUAACAUAUAGGAAAAAUCAAAUAGUGAGUAAAAUUUAGACUCUAAUUAGGUACUACUGGAUGGGAUGUAUACAAAUUGUGGAAGUAAAAUAGAAAUCAAGAAGAAAUGUCUAUAUUUCCUGCAAAGUGGUACAAAGUGUGUGCUUAGAUUCUGCCUACACACUUGCCUUUUAGGAAGGCAGGGGCUAAAAGAAAAUUAUAUUACAAAAUAUGCAGUUAGCAAAUUAACUUUGCUGAUUUCACUAUCUUUGUUUUAGAGUAGUACACAAAGUAUAGUGCUUUACUGGGGGAAAUCCUCAAGUUAAUAUUUCAGUAUUGUGACAUCUCUACUUGCAAGAUAUGAGUGAAAGAUUAGUCACAGAUUUGUAAAAAAAUAAAGUCUUUUGUUAAACCUGGCUUGUAUGUAGUUGCUUUUUACACCAGUUUGUAUAAUGUCCGCUUAACUUUUUUUUAACCUGAAAACUUUUCUUUUCAAUCUCUGCUGCUGUAGUGUUUUUGUCUUACCACAGAGUAUUUUAUAUUCAUGCUGAUGAUUUGCUCUAUACUCCAAAUGGGUAGCAGAUCAGGAGCUUGUUAUGUCAUUCUGCACAUUUUAAAUUUUCCUAAUAAUAACAUUAGCAACAAAUAGAUAUCCAGGGUGCUAAUACGAGAUAAUAAUUUCUGCUAUCUUUUUUUUCUGGAUGUAAUUCUGUUUGGGUAUAAAGUACUAGGUAUUUGUAAUUUUGCUGUCAAAAUAAUGGACAUAACUCUUAGAGUGGUCACAGCUAAAAUCUCUGUACUUGUUUUUUCAACUAAUUUUAAAUGUACCAUAUAUUUUACUACAUGUUCUCUUAGACUGGUUUUGCUAGUAACCCUAAAAGGCUUUUACCUUUUUUGGGGGGGGGGGCUUGGACUAAUGCUUUGUAUAGAACUGCAGUACUGUGACUAAACAUGGAGCUCAAUGCUGCUAUUGCUUACAACUGCUUCAACUUUGUAGUU
Rhineura floridana is the source of this 7516-nucleotide messenger RNA. It is a transcript of the gene CPEB3, whose product is annotated as cytoplasmic polyadenylation element binding protein 3. Bases 261 to 2366 code for a protein of 701 amino acids. The record is from RefSeq and is a predicted model, not a curated record. Gene Ontology annotation, molecular function: mRNA regulatory element binding translation repressor activity; ribosome binding; mRNA 3'-UTR binding. Gene Ontology annotation, cellular component: synapse; cytoplasm; neuron projection. Gene Ontology annotation, biological process: negative regulation of cytoplasmic translation. NCBI's taxonomy places the organism in Eukaryota, Metazoa, Chordata, Lepidosauria, Squamata, Rhineuridae. The transcript is spliced from 12 exons.